Messenger RNA from Rhinocladiella mackenziei CBS 650.93, 1491 nucleotides. RefSeq lists its product as uncharacterized. Gene Ontology annotation, molecular function: heme binding; oxidoreductase activity. The transcript is spliced from 2 exons. The record is from RefSeq and is a predicted model, not a curated record. The coding region runs from base 1 to 1491 and encodes 496 amino acids. Lineage: Eukaryota; Fungi; Ascomycota; Eurotiomycetes; Chaetothyriales; Herpotrichiellaceae.
AUGUCGAAGCUCAUAGACUAUUCAGAAGUCCAAAAGCAUGCCUCCAAAGAAUCCUGCUGGGUAAUCCUGUACGGUAACGUGUGGGAUGUCACGAACUUCCUCCCUGACCAUCCUGGCGGUGCCAACAUCAUCCUCAAACUCGCCGGCAAAGAUGCCACCGAAGAAUACGAUCCAAUCCACCCUCCUGGAACACUGGAAGAAAACCUACCUGAAUCCGCGCGAAUCGGACCCAUUGAUCCCAAGUCGCUUCCCGAACCUGUCAAGGCCGCGAAAGAUGUUGGACCGCAACCGAACACCGAAGUUGAAUUGCCUCUGGCGGCAAUGUUAAACCUCGAUGAGAUUGAGGCUGCCGCGACAAAGAAGCUGUCUAAGAAGGCCUGGGCGUACUAUUACUCAGCUGCUGAUGAUCUUGUGAGCAAGCAAAUGAACAACGCUGUAUACAAGCAGAUCCUGCUGCGACCGCGAGUAUUUGUGGAUUGCAAGGAUUGCGAUCUCAGCACCAAGUUCUUGGGUUACAAUUUGGAUCUACCCGUAUUCGUCUCACCCGCGGCUAUGGCGAGAUUGGCGCACCCGGACGGAGAAUGGGGAAUAGCUCAGGCCUGCAAGAAAUACGGUGCAAUGCAGAUGAUCUCGAACAAUGCGAGUAUGACACCGGAGCAGAUCGUAAAGGAUGCAGGACCCGGUCAGGUUUUUGGCUGGCAACUGUAUGUUCAAACUGAGCGGAGGAAAUCAGAAGACAUGCUGGCAAGGAUCAACAGACUGGAUGCAAUCAAGUUUAUAUGUCUGACGCUCGAUGCACCUGUGCCAGGGAAGAGAGAACAUGACGAGCGAGGCAAAUUUAUUGUCGAGGACACAUCACAAGCUGUCAAAGAUGCCGGGGGGGCGGAAUUAAAGGGCGGCGGAGGUAUUGGGCAGUCGUUAUUCUUUGGGACUGAUCCUACGUUGACUUGGACCAAAACGCUGCCAUGGCUGAAACAACACACAAAGAAGCCCAUUAUCUUGAAGGGCCUGCAAUGCCAUGAAGACGCGUAUGUGGCAGCACAACAUGCGCCUCAAGUCAAGGGAAUUAUUUUAUCCAAUCACGGUGGUAGAGCGGCAGACACGGCACCACCCUCGAUCCACACGCUUUUGGAGAUCCGGAAAUACUGCCCCGAAGUCUUCAAUAAGAUUGAUGUCGUGGUUGAUGGAGGUAUUAAGAGAGGUACUGACGUCGUCAAGGCAUUGGCGCUCGGUGCAAAAGCCGUGGGGAUCGGUCGAGCCGCGCUCUUUGGUCUCGGUGCCGGAGGCAUUGAAGGUGUUGAAAGAGUACUCGAGAUCCUGCGGGAUGAAACCGCCACAGCCACUCGACUAUUAGGUGCUGCACGGGUGACCGACCUUGGACCGGUGCAUGUAAAUACCAGAGCCGUGGAGAGAGAUAUCUAUGACGGACCUGCUAAUCUGCCAGCCCUCGAUGGAGGGAUCAAAGGUUUGUGGAUGAAACCCAAAUUAUGA